Cynoglossus semilaevis (tongue sole) is the source of this 4386-nucleotide messenger RNA. RefSeq names its product transmembrane and coiled-coil domains 4 (gene tmco4). The transcript has 14 exons. The coding region runs from base 949 to 2916 and encodes 655 amino acids. The record is from RefSeq and is a predicted model, not a curated record. Lineage: Eukaryota; Metazoa; Chordata; Actinopteri; Pleuronectiformes; Cynoglossidae.
AUACUGUACUGUAACUGUUAGAAAAUGCACUCAAAAAUGUAUUUUCUCAAGGUUUCUGGGUCACUUGCCACAUCUGGCCAAAAAAUGUCAAUCUCAUUCUUUUUCUUCCACGUGUCCUUGAAUGAACAGACCCAGUGAACAGGUUGCCAGGAAACUAUCCAACUGCUCAGUCUGAUUUUAAUUCUCUCUGGACUUAUUUUCAUUCUCGAAGUGUGGGAGAGGACACAGCUUUGUGUGAAUCUAACAACUGUCUGUGAACUUGUAAGAACAUCGGCCAUAGAAGACAAAUCUCUCGGUAAAUCACCAGGUUUCUAUUCAGCGUGGCAAGAUAUCACGUGAGAGCAAUCUGCAUUAUAUAAACAUUUAUAAUUUAGCCAUCUAAGACGAAGUGGAAAGAAGAGUCACCAAAGAAUUGAUCAUGGAAAAACAAUAAUAAUAAUGUUACACUAACACCUACUGGUCAGUGACUGUAUUGGCUCUGUUUUUUAAAACCAGGAAAUGUGUUUUUUUCUUUUUUGUUCAACUUUUACUUUCAAAAUCUGAUUUAUUCACCAAAUAAUUUUUAUUUAAAUUUAUUUAAGUAAGAAAACGUUUCAAAAACAUAUUUAAACUUUAUUUUCCGUUUCCACCUUUUCAGUAUCGAAACCCCUGCCCACGUUGGAUGUACGUGACUCUUACGUCAUUCAAAGUUUCACACUUGUGUUGCCUUUCCUGCUGCUCGUAAAUGUGAGGACCAAAAUAAGCCAAAACAAUAUGGAACACAAAAUAAUGCAUCGUAGGAUAACAGUAAUGUCGAUUUUAAAGUGUGCAACUACCUUAUAAUAUUAAUAUAAUAAUUUUAUUUUUUGAAGCGACGUUAACUGAGUUGUCCCUGUUACUAACGUGUAAUUAUCAGCGAAGUACGUGAAGGCAGCAAAAGUUCACUCCAGAGUUUGGACACCCAUAAUCAUGGAGGAACAACAGUGCAGUUCGGAGCAAAAUUUUAACCCAGACCCAGGGGGAACAGGAACAACACGAGACAGCCAAUGUGAGCAGUGUCCAGAGAAGAUGAUCGGCAGACAGCUGACUGAACAGGGCCGCUUUGCUUAUUCUGCUCUGUGUGGAGUCUCACUGGGGCAGUUAUUUACAGGACCCGAGAACAGAGUUUUCAGGGAAGAGUUCCUGCAGGGACUGGUCAGCUGGCUGAACCUGGAUGAUUCUGUGAUGCCAGUUAUGGCAGCGUUCCUGUCAGGCCUAGGCUUUGAGGGGUCAGACACUUUCCGCUCUAUCCUACAGGCUGAACCUCUGCUGGCUGCAGGGCCGACUCCUAUCAUGCAGGAUUUGGUGUCGUUUUCUGUCAAAGAUGGCCUCUACGAUGCCCGAUCCAGAGUCCUCAUCCGUCAUGUCAGCUGUCUUCUACGCGUCCCUCCUCAGCAGCUGGAGGAGUUUGAGGAAACACUGGGUGAAAGUCUCAAAGAAGCAGGAGAGGAGAGCGAAGAGGAAUCUACUCGGAGACAGAAGAGGGAACGAGUAAGGAAAUUACGACGAUACCUCCUCAUUGGACUAGCCACUGUCGGCGGAGGAACCGUGAUUGGUGUGACAGGUGGUCUUGCAGCCCCUCUGGUGGCAGCAGGUGCUGGUGCCGUGCUGGGGGCCGGUGGAGCUGCUGCUUUGGGUUCAGCCACAGGAAUUGCAAUCAUGGCUUCUCUGUUUGGAGCAGCAGGAGCUGGAUUAACUGGCUACAAGAUGAAAAAAUGUGUUGGAGCCAUAGAGGAAUUUGAAUUUCUGCCACUAAACUCUGGAAAGCAUCUUCACCUGACCAUAACAGUGACUGGUUGGCUGUGCAGUGGUAAAUACAGUUCGUUCCAGGCCCCGUGGUCCAGCCUGGGUGAGUGUGGGGAGCAGUACUGUCUGGUGUGGGAGUCGCGAUUCCUCAAGGACCUGGGCUCUGCUCUGGCCUCUCUGCUGGAUGGACUGGUCAGCAUCGUGGCUCAGGAAGCUCUCAAAUACACAGUACUCUCAGGCAUUGUGACGGCCCUGACAUGGCCUGCGUCACUGCUGGCUGCUGCCAGUGUCAUUGACCAUCCCUGGUGUGUUUGUCUGAACCGAUCAGCUGAGGUGGGGAAACAUCUGGCUCAGGUUCUUCGAAGUAGACAGCAGGGGAAACGUCCCGUCAGCCUCAUAGGUUUCAGUCUUGGGGCAAGAGUCAUCUACUACUGUCUGCAAGAGCUGGCCAAAGACCAAGGCUGUGAAGGAGUAGUGGAGGACGUGGUCCUCCUGGGGGCCCCAGUGGACGGUUCUGAGAAAUCCUGGGAGCGUAUGACCAGAGUGGUGGCUGGGAAAAUAGUGAAUGGAUACUGCAGAGGGGACUGGCUCCUGGGGUUCUUGUACCGAAGUUCAGCAGCACAGCUCUCAGUUGCCGGGCUACAACCAAUCAACAUCCAAGAUCGGCGCAUAAUCAAUGUGGAUCUUUCCUCUGUGGUGAAAGGACACUUGGACUACAUGCGUCAGAUGGACACCAUCUUGGUGGCAGUAGGAGUUCCAACUAAAGAAACACCUGGAGCUUUGAUCACGCUGCCAGAGAAUGAAAAUGUUGAACAGGACUCAGGACCUCAACGAGACUGUAGUGAGAACCAGGUGAUUGAGCCAGAAAACACUGUUGAGAUGGCAGAGACCAAAGAGAAGGAGAAGGUGUGGGAGAACGAGGAGGUGGGUGAUGGUUGGGACAUUCCUGACAUCUCCUACCUGCUGGGUUCUUCCAGUGACACAGAAACAGAGAAUCAAACCACAGACCAUUUACCUCCUACUGUGGAGGAUAACGACAGUAAUAAAGACUGUGGAGGUCAGAGUGCCGCAGCAGAUGAAGGAGAGCCCCUGGACAAUGAGCACGUCUCAUGGAGCUGGGAUGAUACACACUGGACCACAGAGCAGAAAUGAAGACAACGGGACAUGGGAAGAGCAUGUUGCAGGACCAGCGGCUAACUCCUUAUUUCCUACUUCUUCCCACUGCAUGCAACUUUGUUGGAGACAACAUUCAUUCCAUUCACAACACGGUGAUGAGCCAGCACCAGAGACAGUGGACGAAUAUGGCAGCUCUGAGUGAAAGGCCCUGGAGUGGACUGCUUUGUUGAUCUUAAAUAGUUAGUAAUUGUCAGUUGAAAAUCUAAAUAUUUAUUUGCUAAACUCAAGGUGAACUUACAUUUCUGUAAAUACCACAAGUGUUGGUAUUACUUCAGGUAUUACAGUACUUCUGUUUCUCUCUAUCACUUUACUCUGUUACUUUAUGUGUCAGUAUUUAUUUAGAGAAUGUAUUUGGUCCAUGGUCCAAACUUAAACCCACAGUAAUGUGAAAAGGGGCUUACUCAAAAAAACCGUCUUACAGAAAACAACAUUAAAAGUCACUCCGUGAGUGUGGGCAGAAGUAACAUAGGCAAGAACACACAGAUCUGCCAGUUACAAACCGCAGACUUUUAGAUUGUGCUUUGAUUUGGACUUCACACAAUACAUCUGUUAUUUUACAAGGACUGUUAACCAAAAACAGUGGCAACUCAUCAGGAACUAGCUCAUGUUGCACAGCACUUGUAACAACACUUUAAAAAACAUACAUUUGCUAUAACAGGUUCAUGAAACAAAGGAAAACUAAGACCAAAUUUUAAAUAACUUUGCUUACAUAGGUGAUGUUCUGUUCAUUUGAGAUGUAGCCAUUUGUAACCAUGGAGAGAAAAAAAAGUUUUCUCUACAUGUUUUUAUUUUUGCAAUACAUUCAAUAAUUAAGUCAUCAUUAAUCAUGGAUUUCCAAAAAUAAUAAUUACCAAUACUGUAGUAUUACUGUUAUAAAUGCUAAUUAGAUUAGUCCAGGUUGCCAACCUGAUUAGGAAGAAGUAGAGGCAACUCAAUUGCUGCCUGCUCUGCAUCCAGCAGGUUGACGGCAUCAGUGGCAGUGGCUGGGGCGUGAGCGGGGUCAGAUGGCAGUGGGGAAGGAGGAUUGCUGGCAAUGUUAGGUUCUCCUGAGUUGCGCAAAGAGAGGGAGAGCACCGGUGAGGGUCUCCUGGGCGACUGCGAGGAACAGCAGGGCAGGAGCCUGGCUAAAGCUCGCUUGAAGUCUCUCAUAAAAAGUGGGUAGAUGAUGGGGUUCAUUGUGCUGUUGCAGUAGCCCAACCAUGUGAUGGCGUCAAAGACUGCAUGAGGGACACACUCACACACAGCCUAAACAAAAGUAGAUUAAAAAAACAGGGAUUUGGGUUAUUUAGAGCAGACAACUAAAUAAAAUAAUAACAGGGUUGUCCCUAAACCAUUUUUGUACAAAUAGAUACAAGAGUGAGUAUUUUCAUUUGUUUACUUGAUGGAACUGUAGUGAUACUGAUACUUCUUUAGGUUGGGCUUCAAUAAAUAUGUAAUGAAUUUGAA